This is a messenger RNA of Adineta ricciae, 5142 nucleotides long. Lineage: Eukaryota; Metazoa; Rotifera; Eurotatoria; Adinetida; Adinetidae. The record is from the annotation of a GenBank genome assembly.
AUGGUUAGUACACGUAGUAGUCACCCGAAUGGUGAUGCCAAUGCAAAUGAUACUUACAAAGAUCGACAUAUUAAAAAAGUUGUUAAUUAUGAACAAGAAUCAUCGAAUGAUUCCUUUGGAAAUUCCAAAGGUCCAUCACAUUAUCAUCGUGUUUUGAGAAAACGUACACAAGCGACCUAUCAAAAUACUUUUGACUACAUGGACGAUGAUGAUGAAGAAGAAGAGCCUGUUUCACGACGGCGACGUCGAGAUGGUCGUCGAAAUGUUCGAACAUUAAUUGACACAUCCAAUAGCGGUUCUCCGACAACCGGUCGACUGGCAAAUGGCCUUCGAUCCUCAAAUUUAAGCAUGUAUGAUCGAGUAAAAAAUCGCCGUAAAUCAAUCGAUCCUGAUAUUUACUCGGAAGAACGUGAAGAAAAUGAUGACCAUGAACCAUUAGAAGAACCCGCCGAUCAAAACAAUGAGAAUGAUAAUGAGGCGAAAAAAUCAAAAACAAAGGAGCAAACACGUCAGAAUGGUGAUGGUAAUAUGACUGAAGAAAAUACGAUGGAUAUUCUCAACGAAGAAGAAGAAGGAGAAGAGGAGGAGGAGGAGGAAGAAGAAGAAUUAAACAAUCGACAAACAGGAAAAUAUUCGUUACGAGAACGAAAACCUCCGAUACAAAAAUUUUCUCUCUAUGAACAACCACGACCACGACGAAAAACAAUCUAUUAUGAUGAUGACGACGAUGAGCGACCAUCAGCAUCCAGAUCACGUCGGUCUCGACAACGAGGACGACGUAUUUCCGCUCAUGCUUCAAGUUCAUCUACAUCUGAUUCGUCAUCAGAUAGCGAAGCCAUGGGGCCACUAACGAAUGGCGAUCUUGACCCCCGUCCACAACGAACUGCACGAUUAGCUAAAAGCACGGCAUUGAAACGAAUGAGGUGUUUACCAACAAAUCUAGAUCUACUCAGUGUCUAUACAAGUUCGAAAAAGCCAAGUACACGUGCACCUUCGAAUGGUGCUGGUAGUGGCAUAGGAGCACUAAAUCUUGAAUUGAAUAGUAAAAGUCGACGAGCCAAUAAUAAUGCUGCUGUUUCAUUAGCAGAUGCUGAAUCAAUUGAAAUCGAUCGAACGAUAACGUUUGACGAUAUUGGUGGCUUAGAUCCAAUUAUUCGUUCGUUAAAAGAAAUGAUUGUUCUUCCAUUAGUUUACCCGGAAUUAUUUCAACAUUAUAAGAUUAAACCACCACGUGGUGUACUCUUCUAUGGACCACCGGGUACCGGUAAAACAUUAGUCGCUCGUGCUCUUGUCAACGAAUGUUCAUCACCUGAUCGUCGUAUUGCGUUUUUCAUGCGAAAAGGUGCCGAUUGUUUAUGUAAAUAUGUGGGCGAAAGCGAACGACAAUUACGUGUGUUAUUUGAUCAAGCUUACCAGCAACGACCCUCGAUUAUCUUUUUUGAUGAAAUUGAUGGUUUGGCACCAGUCCGAUCAGCUCGCCAAGAUCAAAUCCAUGCUUCAAUCGUUUCAACCUUGCUGGCACUCAUGGACGGUCUAGAUAAUCGUGGCGAAGUAGUUGUUAUUGGUGCGACAAAUCGUCUCGAUGCAAUUGAUCCAGCUCUACGACGACCAGGAAGAUUUGAUCGAGAAUUUCGAUUUUCAUUACCAACACUCGAAGCAAGAAAACAAAUCUUAAAAAUUCACACUAAAGAGUGGGAGUCGAAACCUCAUGCUGGCUUCAUAGAUGAAAUGGCUGUACGCACUGCUAGUUUUUGCGGUGCUGACUUGAAAAGUCUCUGUCAAGAAGCAUUCCUAUCAGCUCUCCGUCGUCGAUAUCCACAAAUUUAUGAUUCGCGACAAAAAUAUAAGAUCGAUCCAAGUUCAUUACAUUUAUCGCGUGGUGAUUUCUAUACAGCUUUGCAUCGUAUUGUUCCAGCCUGUAAUCGUGGUUGUCAGCAUCCAGUUGGUCGACCAUUAGAUAUACAUUUGAUACCUCUUCUAAGCGAGCAAUUGGAUAGAUGUUUAAAUCAAUUAAAUGAACUUUUCUUCAAACGAACAAUCAACAACAGUAAUAAUAAUUCCAACCAAAUACCAUUUCAAAGCAUCAGUGAAGAUCUCACAUCGACAACCUUGGUGCCGAAAGCAACAGCAUGCGGCUUAACAGCGUCGUUCGCGUCAAGUUCACAUCGAAGUGCUACAUUUACGAUGAGAAGUACGCCAGAAAAUGGUCUCGGUCGUUUCUUUGCGCCAGCAGUUGUACAACAACUUGAUUGCGCCUUUUUCGUUUUCGAACUGGGCUAUCUCCACGCUCAAACAGCACGAACACCCGAAGAAGCUUGUGCACAACUCUUCACAGAAGCCCGCCGAAGUGCACCGUCGAUUAUCUAUAUUCCAGAUAUUGAAAAUCUUUGGCCGAAACUAUCUGAAUCAGUGCAGUAUAUGUUCAUAUCAAACGUACGAACCCUACCUCCCAAUUUGCCUAUUCUGAUAUUAAUUGCCUUGGAAAUCGAUUCCAACGAAGAUGUCGACUCAGAUAUAAGUCAGAUCGUCUCUCCCAAAUCAACAUUUACAUUAACAGUACCAAACACCGAAGAUCGCUAUGCGUUCUUUGCUCCAUUAUUCCAUGAAGACAUGUUCACCUACGUCAGUACAGUCGAUUCUCCCAAGGAAGUGAAUCAAGAAGUUUUGGAGGUCGCUGAACCUGCACCUAUCUCUCGCGAACGUACUGAACAGGAACUGGAACGUUUGAAACAACGCGAAGAAGCAACAAUGACUGAACUGAGAGUUUUUCUUCGUGAUAUGUUAAAAAUUCUCUUACGUGACAAACGUUUUACAUAUUUCUCGCGUCCGAUUGACGUCGAAGACGUACCUGAUUAUUAUGAUGUCAUCGAGAAUCCGAUGACAUUCUCAAUAAUGCUCGAAAAAGUCGAUAAACAUGGAUAUUCAUGUGUCAAACAAUUUACUCAAGAUAUUGAUUUGAUCGUCUCGAAUGCUUUACUGUACAAUCCGGAUCACACCACACAGGGACGAUUAAUUCGACAUCGGGCUUGUGAAUUGCGAGAUGUUUGCCAAUUUCAUAUCAAUGCUGAACUAGACAUGGAAUUUGAAUUGCUAUGUCAACAAGUAACCGAAGCUCGAAAACAACGAGGCGAUGAUUCGAAAGAGUCUCUACCUAACUAUGUCUAUACUGAACAAGCAGCAACAGCAGAUAGUAGCACUCAUGUCGAGAAUGAAAAUGGUUCGUUGAAUGAAACUGAAAAUCACAUGGAUGUAUCGAAUAAAAACCCUAUGAAUAUAACUGAUCAAUCAGACAUUCAACAAGAGACUUCAACGAUCUCAACAAGAAAUUCAGCGAAACGAAAUAAGGGUCAUCAUCAAAAUCACCGUUCAACGCUAACGAGAAAACAGAUGAAAGAAAAAGAAGCAGUCAAUGGUCACAAUGAAGAAACGGUUCUUUCUUCUGAAGACGCGAGUACCGUAAUGACGACGACAGUGGCUGAAAUUUCGGCAAAACCACCAACACCGACUAAUAAUACAACUGAAUCUGCAGCAACAACAACCAAUCAAUCAUCUCUUUCACCAGAGUCACCAACAACUGAUUCCUCAAAUCGAAAACGUGUUAAACGAACAGUAUCAUCCAUUUCAUUGUCACCUUCGAAACUAACAUCUCCAAAUGAUACAGGCGCAAAACGUCAACGAACAGAUUCAACCAUUCAGCCUGUCGAAUCUGCACCAGCUCAUAUUGAACAUAGAGAUCUUCCAACUCGUAAAAUGGAUUCAGUACGUCUUCGAUCGAACUUGGACUACGUAGUUGAACAUACUGAUAACUUCGGCGUUGAGAAAUUAAGCAAUAUUUGGUUUGAAAUCUUUGAUCUCAUUGAAUCAUGUCGCUUACUUCCAUCAGAUGAAUUGAUUUUUGAAAAACUCGAAACAAUCUUACCAUUUCGCAUUCUUGAAACAAAACCUAACUCUACUAAACAUGAACUUUCUCAGGAAGAGCGUUAUAUGGAAAAACAAUUUUCUUUUCAUGGUCUUCUGUCUUUAUCUCAUAUGUCAACGGUUAUUGCGAAUAGUAAAGUGGUUCAAGUGUGUAAUAUAUCCACGUCUUGUCAGAAAGAUCAAUUGAAAGCUCUGUUCAACUUCUUUGGCAGAAUUGAUGAAGUUCAACUGUAUCCCGAUAGCGAAACCUUAGCCUCAACAAUCAAUGGUAAAGUUGGCUAUAUCAAGUUCGAUCGCACUGAUAGUAUCCAUGGCGCAUUAAACAUGACGAAUACAGUCUUUAUUGAUAAGCCAUUGAUUGUCACUCAAGUCUUUGAGAAUGCUAUACCUGAUGAGACAGAUGCUAUGACUUAUUGUGCACCAUUGAAUCCAAAUGUUACACUACUUAGUGGUGGACCAACAUGGCCGAGUACGGUUAUUAAUCGACUUGUUGGUCAAUUACCGAAUGCUUAUAUUGAAACAAUCGAUCCCGAGCUGACUGAUCGUAAUUUACCAGCUUAUCCUCCAUUACCAGGCUCGUUGGAUAUAGCCAAGGUAGAAGAGAUUCGUCGUACGGUCUAUUUAUCUAAUAUAGAUAAAGAAAUUGAAUUGGAUGUUUUACAUGAAUUUUUGUCUCAAGUUGGUGAAAUUCGUUAUAUUCGUUCGGCUUAUACCGACGAGAAUGCGGAGGUACGUGGCGCUUACGUUGAAUUCAGCGAACAACCAUCUAUUCCAAAAGUUCUAUCCAUAAAUGGCUUUCAAUUUUUCGGGCGACCAUUAUUAGUAAAUCACGCAACGUCGUGUGUGAUCAAACCCGCAACUGUUCGAGGAUUACGAAGUGAUGAGGAAGAUAUGAAAUUUAGUCGAUCACGCUCUCGAAGUGAGUCACGUCGUCAUGGUUCAGGAAGUGGUGAAGAGAGCGACCAUGGUCGCCAUUCAUCAUCAAGAUCAAAAUCUCGAAAGAAGUCGUCGAAAUCAGCACGAUCACCGAAACGUCGCUCAAAAUCGCGAAAACGCACUCGAUCUCGAUCACGCGAUCGAAAGCGUCGUUCACGUUCGCGAUCCAACGACCGGCAUCGCCGAAAGAAAGACUCGCACAAGCGUUCACGCUCACGAUCUCGCUCACGUUCUAAAGGGCGACAUAAUCGAAAUGAAAGUCGAAAAGAGAAAAAAUCUCGACAUUAA